This is a messenger RNA of Ascochyta rabiei, 3471 nucleotides long. RefSeq lists its product as uncharacterized. Gene Ontology annotation, molecular function: zinc ion binding; DNA-binding transcription factor activity, RNA polymerase II-specific; RNA polymerase II cis-regulatory region sequence-specific DNA binding. Gene Ontology annotation, biological process: DNA-templated transcription; regulation of transcription by RNA polymerase II. NCBI's taxonomy places the organism in Eukaryota, Fungi, Ascomycota, Dothideomycetes, Pleosporales, Didymellaceae. Bases 1 to 3471 code for a protein of 1156 amino acids. Gene Ontology annotation, cellular component: chromatin. The record is from RefSeq and is a predicted model, not a curated record. The transcript has 3 exons.
AUGUCGAACCACGCAGCAGAGAACAGCCCCACUGCGGCCGUGAAUCUUCCCAGCGACGAAUCAGGGAGCAGCAACGGCAGCAGCAGUAACACCUCCGUGCAGACGGCGAAACCUGAGGUGGCACACCCUCCCCCCACCACAUUUCCUCCACCGAAAACAGACAAGCCACGGCCGCACAUCUGUACCACCUGCACACGCUCGUUCGCACGACUGGAGCACCUGAAGCGCCAUGAGCGGUCGCACACCAAGGAGAAGCCCUUCGAAUGUCCCCAAUGCACACGAUGCUUUGCGCGGCGCGAUCUCCUGUUGCGCCAUCAGCAGAAGCUGCAUCAGCAGGGCGCGACCACUGCGAGACCUCGCAAUGCCCGGCGAGAAAGCACAACCGGGCUACCUCCCAACUCCACAAACCGUGUUCGUAAGAACUCCAUAUCCAGCAACGCAAGCAGCUUCAUCCCUGGCACGGGGAGCAUGAGGCCGCGCGCCAAUACCAUUAGUCACAUCCCCACCGAUCAGAUUGCAAACUUCAUGGCAACACACAACGGGUCGAUAUCCAGAGGCAGUGGCGGUCACCCAGGCCACUCACACCAUGCUAGUCUGUCUGGUAUGGCUGGGCCUGGCCUGUUCGAUUACCGAGGCAUGUCAACGGCGGUAGGCUCCCACGGGCAACAGCAUGGACUGCCACGGCUAGACACACAUACUGGCUUUGGCGGCAUGGGCGGAGGUGGACUUCGUACAGCGCCAGCACAAGGUAUGCCAGGGCCUGACGAUCUCGAGCUGGAGAAGUUCUUUGGCGCCUCUUCUGGGUCCACCAUCAACCCCAACCAGCUGCAUCACUUCAACGGUAACCUUGCUCACCCGCAGUCGCCCUUUCGACAAUUCGCCAACCCGUUCGCUGGCAACAACCCAAUUGAGGAAGACGAUUUCGCAUGGAAUGCAGGCAUGGAUAAUUCGAUGAUGUUCUCAAGCGAGAACGCUAUCGAGGAAUCUUCUCCGUCAGCCAUCAGCACUGCAAGCCAAGGCGCAUUCAACGAGGUCAUGUUGGACGGAUCAGGUCAACCAACCUCCGCGGCCAUGUGGCAUAACCCCAUGCCUAGCCACUCCCACAUCAACCAUCUGGCCUACACAGAUGCCAUGGCUCCUGUAUUUCCUGAGCUGAUGAUUAACACCAUGACAACACCAGAGCUCGUGGAUCCUUCAACGCAGAAUGACUUCUACAUCACCUCGCCCCCUCCCCUAUCGGCAAUGAGCCCUUCAGCAGGUAUCCCCGGUAUGCCAAACCAGUAUUUCCAGGCGCCCAUGACGUUUCAAUCUGAUGCCGGCAGCAUUUCAUCGGCGUCCAUCAAUGGUAGCGCACGACACAGCUCGGUAACUUCGGUCUCUACUGAGACAAUCACAGAUGCUACGCGCCAAGCCAUGAUUAUCAACCUGCAGCAAGCCCUCGAAAUGGGCAACGGGCAGCGGCGCUUUUCCCAACCGCACAUUAGCUCUCCUCUAUCGGCGCACGGCCAGAUUGCGACGCUCCCAAGCACCACGGACAUCCAACGUUACGUGAAUGCUUACAUACUAUACUUCCAUCCCCACAUGCCAUUCUUACAUAUCCCAACGCUAUCGUUUGAUACGCCAACAUACACGUAUCAGGUUCGCACGCCUAGCGAUUAUCACCAUGACGGCAUGGUCGGUGGCGGCGGUUGCCUGAUCCUCGCCAUGGCUGCGAUAGGCGCUCUGUAUGAGUUCGAGCCAGUCGUUGCCAAGGAUCUUUUUGAGGCUGCCAAGAAACUGAUUCUGUAUUACUUGGACGAGCGUCGCAGGGCUGGCCUGUCAGCUGCAGUGAACGGACCUAGCGCAUCGAACGAGUCAGUCAACAAGCCUCCCCUAUGGCUGGUUCAAGCCAUGCUACUCAAUCUAAUUUUCGGACACAACUGCGGCGAUCGACAAGCCGCUGAGGUCGCAAGCACUCACUGUGCAGCUUUGGUCAGUCUUGCCAAAGCUGCGGGUUUGGACAAGCCCGUGAUUCCGGAGCAGAGGACGCAAAGCCCACUGAAUCACGCCAAUGGAGAUGACAUGCCCAUGACAGACGAUUUGAAUGGCCAUGCGGACUCGCCUUCCGACAUGCUCGACGAUCACAGUCGGUGGAUGCAGUGGAAGAAGGUGGAAGAGAGGAAAAGAACAUAUUACGCCGUGUUUUCCAUGUCAAGCUUGCUUGUCUCAGCGUACGCACACGCUCCGCGGAUACUGAACUCUGAGAUUCGACUCGACCUCCCUUGCGAAGAAGAUCUAUGGUCUGCUGAGAACUCGCAAGCAUGGAUGGGGUUGGGAGGAUCCAUGAUCGCCCAGACACGAAACUUGUCCUUCAACGCUGCUAUGACCUACCUGCUCGAGGCAAGCACUCGCCAAGGUGCACCUCGUGUCCAGAAUUCGUAUGGCCAGCCGUUCGGUGGCAACUCCCUCUGCGACCAGAUGGAGAGCGACAUUCAACCCAGCACCUUCGGCUGUUACGUUCUGAUCAAUGCGUUACACGUGUACAUCUGGGAAACGCGACAAAGACAUACUGGCCGACUAUGGAAGACCCAGGAAACGGAGGCCAUGCAUGCACAGGUGGAGCCUGCUUUAAAGGCUUGGCAGGCUGCCUGGAGAGCCAAUCCAAACCACAGCAUCGAGCGACCAAGUCCCUUUGGACCAUUGUCCGCAGACUGCAUACCCUUGCUGGAUCUCGCCUAUGUCCGGCUAUUCGUGAACCUCUCCCGGGCGAAAGAACUCUUGUGGCAGCGAGACUUUGAUGGCAUGGCCAAUGAACUCGCCAAAGGAGUGGACAUUGUAGCUCAAGCUGACGGGACGCCUGAACGCUCGGAUUCCGCGAAAGCGGGUUCGCCCGGUCAUUUUGCCCAACAGCUCGACGGGGUCGCAUUCGCUGGACCCACAGGUAUACAGCAGUCUUCCAAACGCGAGAGGCACCUUCGAAAGGCAGCUUUCUACGCUGCCGACUCUUUGUCCAUGGCGGACAAACUGGGCGCUACCUAUGCCGACUUCACUGCGAGAGAGCUACCAAACUCGUCUGCGCUAUGCACAUUUGACUGUGCGCAGGUGCUCGCUGAGUGGGUCGCGACUGUUCAGGAUCGCGUCGGUCGUUAUCUUGGUGUGCUGGGCAGAGACGAUAUCGACUACUCGACGGUCCCUGCCAUCAUGUGCCUUGAGGACGAGGACGUCAAGCUGUUGCAGAAGAUCGCAGACAUUCUGCACAAUGCUGAUAUGAAGAUGGCUUAUGAUGCUUCGAUCCACAACAUCAUCAACACCGUCUUGCCGAGCAUGAGUCGCUGCGGUUUCGGUUCCAAGCUUUUGAUGGUCACCUCUUACAUGCUGUCAAAAGCUGCCGUCUGGCCUGCAGUCACCCAGGUACAAGCACGGGCACUAGAGGCGCACGCUCAAUGCAUCAACCAACGCGCCGAAAACUCUGUUCUUGCUCUAGGCUCGUAA